Messenger RNA from Oikopleura dioica, 1629 nucleotides. The record is from the annotation of a GenBank genome assembly. Lineage: Eukaryota; Metazoa; Chordata; Appendicularia; Copelata; Oikopleuridae.
AUGAAGCUUAUCAAGAAGUUAUGGGUUUGUGGAGCCCCUGGAAACUCCGAUUCAGCGCCAAUCUCGCCCAGAAUUCCCGACACAAGUUCUAAAUCCGUCCACGUCCUUCCGCCACAAAACAGGCCAGAAAUUCUAGCGCAUCGAAGAAACGAUCCCUCCCAAUCAAGCUAUCACGGGCCAUUCCAUCCAGACCCCAACUAUCGGCCAGAGCGCUACCGCCGCGGUGGGAAUGCCCCUUCCCGCGACUACCAGCUCUUCAACGCCGGUGGCGGCCUGCCCCAGGGCGUGAACCGGUAUCCACCAGCAGUAGCUUACAACCGAAAACCGAACGAACCUCCGCUUGCUCCUGAACAGCCGCAGAAGCUUCUCCAAAAUCUGCCGAACUCUUCAAUUUCGCAAGUAGCAAAUUUUCCAAUUUCCCAAACGACGAAAUCGUCCUCGACUUCCGCGAGUUCCGCAACUUCCUCGAGCACGACGACUUCAACGACGACGACAACUGCAGAGCCGUCAAAGCCAUCAUCGAAAAGGGCAUUGCCACGUGUCUCGACCACAAAAGCGCCUCCAGAGCCGCCGAAAAAAGCGCCACCUGGCGGCGGAUCCAAACGCGAUCAGUCGAAAGGUGGAAAAGCGCUGCCAGGAAAACUCCCCGGCGGUGGAUCCCUCCCGCUGCCGACAAUGAAGCCUUCAAUUCGAAAGAAAUUCAUCGAGGAUGAAAUCGAUCGAAUUGGAAUCAAGAUCGAGGAAAAGGCUAAUACCAAUCACUGGGAAAUCGCCAGGGACUGGCUUCGAGUGCGAUCGGUUUAUCCGCAGAAUCACCAGGGACUUGGAUCGCUCAUGUUUGCCAUGACUAAUACCAAGAUCAUGAAAGCUGACAUUCUGACGAAAGGAACCCAACUGAAGAUGAUGUUCUAUCUUCAAGGCAACCAGCGCGCCAUCUUCAAGCCAAAGCGCUACGAGCGUGAACACGUGAUCAAGGGCAACGCAUACGACGGCUACGACAGACACAACGGCGAGAUCGCUUCAUUCCACUUGGAUCGCAUUUUGAAUUUUCGCCGAGCGCCGAUUGUCGUUGGCCGCAAAAUCAACCUGGAAACUGAGAUCUUGCCGGUUGCGACGCAGCGGCUCAAGGAUACCUUCAAGAAGAAAAACGGCAAUACCUGCUUCUACGGACAGUGCUACUACUGCAAGGAGACGGAGCUUGCCUGCGGUCAUGGUGAAAUAAUGGAAGGAAGCCUGACACUCUGGAUGGCGGAUACGUUCACUUUGGAGAAGGUACGACAUCCUUAUCAGCGGACAUACCGAGACGAUAAGAGCGCCAAGUGGGAGACGGAUCCAGAUUACUGUAGCGUUUACGUGAAGCCAAAUCCGCCGUACGACAAAGGCGUGCGACUUCUAGACAUGAUGGACAUGGCGAUUUUUGACUUCAUCAUUGGCAACGCGGAUAGGCACCAUUACGAAGUCUGGGCCGAGCAGCCUGAGUCGAUGAUCAUUUUGCUCGACAAUGCGAAAUCCUUUGGCAAUCCGCACCACGACGAGCUUAGUAUUCUAGCGCCAGUCGCUCAGUGCUGUUUAUUGCGAAAGUCGACUUUUGACAGACUUGUGGAACUAAAGGAAAGGGGCUUGUUAUGA